AUGAUCUUAAAGAGCCGAAUUCUUACGAUCCGACCUGUUUCUAUAGGGGAUCGUCUUCUAGACAUCCCUUGUAAGGUUUGUGGUGACAGGAGUUCCGGCAAACACUACGGAAUCUAUUCCUGCGACGGUUGUUCGGGGUUUUUCAAGCGAAGCAUCCACAAGAGCCGAGUGUAUACCUGCAAGGCACAGGGCGACGCCAAAGGGAAGUGUCCCAUCGACAAGACUCAUCGGAAUCAGUGUCGGGCCUGUCGACUGCAGAAGUGCUUCCGGGCAGAGAUGAACCGAGAUGCGGUGCAGCACGAGAGAGGGCCGAGGAAGCCAAAGGGGAAUAAAGAAGGAUCAUCCAUGUUGAACCGGUUGUCUCUGGAUGGAGUUCCCCGGCUCCCACCCAUCCUUCUCCCACCUCCUCCCCCUCCAGUCACUGCAUCCACUCUAAUCUUUCAACCUCCCUCUCUUCUACAGAUACUCCUCGCCGCCGAAAAAUAUCAGUUUCGCCUAGUGGAGGAAAGCUGGAAGGACCUGUUCCUCCUUCACCUAGUUCAAUGGUCUCACUCCCUUGACUUGACAUCGCUCCUAUCCACUUACAAACUCCAGUUGAAGCCACAACCAGGUGAUGAGCAUGCUUUCCAACGGGAUCACCACAUCAUGCAGGUCCAUUCCACUCUUCUUCCUCCGUUCUAUUGCACUUUAUCAUCCGACAAGCUUGAAUAGACGUACGGGCUCUGCGACGGGAAUGCGGUAGAGAUGCUGCAGGACCAGAUUCAGUACCUGCUGAACGACUACACACGACAUCGAGUGCAGAGGCAGAUGACGCGAUUCGGGCGACUGCUACUUCUCUUACCCUGUUUACGGGAAAUCCCAGGUUCAACUGUUGAGCAACUUUUCUUCCGGGAAACCGUCGGGGACAUCCCUAUCAGCCGACUCAUCAAGGACAUGAUCCAAGCCGAUCGCAAUUGA
This is a messenger RNA of Darwinula stevensoni, 957 nucleotides long. NCBI's taxonomy places the organism in Eukaryota, Metazoa, Arthropoda, Ostracoda, Podocopida, Darwinulidae. The record is from the annotation of a GenBank genome assembly.